AUGCUGCUUGACGAAGACCCUGCUACGUUAAUUCAUCAUACUAUCGGUAACUUCAAUAUCCAACCGGACAGACAGGCAGUCUCGCGCAUCAAUGACUCCCUCGCCACGCUCCAGCAAUCGCGAGACCUGCGCAUCCGAGAGGCUGAGACCUCUUUGCGGAAGCUUGCCCGAAAUCUUCAUUCCUUGAACACACGACAUGAGGAAGCGAUCGCAGUUCAUGACUCCAGCAAGCAUGCUGCCGAAAUUGUGGAGUUGGAUACAAAGAAGUUUCGCAUUGCCAAGACCGCAACCGAAUUAGAGAUUGAGAGCGAACGCCUAGAGAGUGAACUUGAAGUGCUCAAGGAGCGACUGGCCGAUCUCGAGUCGCAGGGUCUUGAGGGUGACGAGACGACUCGCCGCGAACGGGAGGCGGACGACGCAACCAUAUUACGACUGAAGAUUUUCCGGUCCCUGGGCAUUGAUAUCGAGCCGGAUGAAGCGGGCAACUUCAGCCGCGCGGUGAUUCGGAAUAGUCGCAAGGGCGACGUACACGUGGUGAAUAUCGAUCCGAAAUUCUCUCGGUUCUUCUAUUCAAACUACUUCUGGUCAACAAUGCAAGGUUGA
Messenger RNA from Penicillium oxalicum, 603 nucleotides. RefSeq names its product kinetochore Spc24 family protein. The record is from RefSeq and is a predicted model, not a curated record. NCBI's taxonomy places the organism in Eukaryota, Fungi, Ascomycota, Eurotiomycetes, Eurotiales, Aspergillaceae. The transcript has 3 exons. The coding region runs from base 1 to 603 and encodes 200 amino acids.